AUGGCAGAGUCUACAUCUGCGAGCUGUAUCAAAUGGAUACUCAACAUUAUGAAUUUGAUAUUUUUCAUCCUCGGCCUUGCCAUGUUAGGUGUCGGCGGUUACAUCUACCACCAAGUUAACAAUUUCAGCGAUGUGGCAUCAGACACGUUCCAAGGAAUCGCAAUAUUUAUCCUCUGUCUCGGCGCUUUCAUAUUUUUGCUCUCGUUCUUCGGCUAUUUUGGCACACUCAAGGAAAAUGUUUGCAUGACAACUACCUACAGCGUGAUUCUUUUGGUCCUUUUUCUCCUGGAGCUUUCCGCAGCGAUUUACGGAUUUGUGCAAAAAGAUGAAGUGAGCAAUUCAAUCAAAACCUUCGCUUUUGAUGCGAUGGACAGCUGGAACGAGACUGCUAUUCAAAAUUCCUGGAAUACCAUUCAGAAAUCUUUCGACUGCUGCGGCGUGGACCACUACAGAGAUUGGUCAAACGCGACGGGCCAUGGCGAGACAUUCCUCACUUGGGCCAGCGCAAACGGCUGGGACCCGAACGGAACGACGCUGAACACAGAGUACCCUGUUCCCGAUUCUUGCUGCGUCACCGCCGCGGAGAACUGUGGUCUUUCUUACAACGUGAAAAACGCUACGGACGCCCUUAGACCUGCCGGAAGCGAUCAAGGCUGUGCUGACGGCGUCGCGAACUGGCUGAUCGACCACAUCGGAAUGAUCGCCGGCCUGGCCGCUGGAAUCGCAGUUCUAGAGCUCAUCGGCGUCGUUUUCGCCUGCUACCUGGUCAAGAGCGAAGGUGGCUUCUCGGCAUACGGCUAUUACGCCUAA
Messenger RNA from Oikopleura dioica, 810 nucleotides. The record is from the annotation of a GenBank genome assembly. Lineage: Eukaryota; Metazoa; Chordata; Appendicularia; Copelata; Oikopleuridae.